Messenger RNA from Drosophila takahashii, 636 nucleotides. RefSeq lists its product as uncharacterized. The record is from RefSeq and is a predicted model, not a curated record. Lineage: Eukaryota; Metazoa; Arthropoda; Insecta; Diptera; Drosophilidae.
AUGAAAGUCGAUCGGUUCGGUUGGGUUUUGGCUGCCACUUUGCUGCGAAUGGCCAUCGAAGUGGUCGGGGAUCCGAGUUCCUAUCUCACUGAAUACGAUUCAAGUCCAAAAAAAGCUGUAGUGGCCAUAAAACACAUUCAUGCCUUCGGGGAGUCGAACUAUAUGAAGGUCAAGACCUACAUACACGACGAUCGCACUCACUUCGAUCUAUAUGUCCAGAUGGUCCAUGAACUGGGCAGCAACCAUCUCAUCAUGAAUAUCAAAGUACGAGUAAAGCCCGAAGGAAGUGGCAUUUUCAUACAACUAUUCGAAUUGAGGCGAAUCAACUUUUGUGAGUUCCUCAACGAAUACAACUCGAAUCCGGUGAUGCAGUUUAUGUUCAAGAAGAACAUCAAACUGAAUGACAUCAUCGUAUGUCCCGUCCGCGUGGGAAACUACUCGCUGUUGAACUCCGAUGUUGCCGGAAAUAUUCAGACCCAAGGUGUCCAGAAUGGCACCUACAAGUUCUUUGCCGAAAUCGUCGAGGAAAUCGGAGAGAUUGCCAAGGUUUUUGCCCUCCAAGUCACUUCGAUGGUAUAUAUUGUGGACAAGGAAAUGGAUUGCACAACUCAAAGAAAUGCUAUUGUAUGUGUAUAG